Messenger RNA from Trypanosoma grayi, 423 nucleotides. Its product is annotated as putative U1A small nuclear ribonucleoprotein. The transcript has a single exon. The annotation marks the transcript as partial. Gene Ontology annotation, molecular function: RNA binding. The record is from RefSeq and is a predicted model, not a curated record. Lineage: Eukaryota; Euglenozoa; Kinetoplastea; Trypanosomatida; Trypanosomatidae.
CGAUGCUUCGGUGAAUAUGGUCCAUUGUAUGAUGUGCUUCUGGAUGUUCCUCGUGGUGAAGCGUUGGUCUCCUACACUGAAUCAGCAUCUGCACAAGACGCGUAUUUAAAAAUGAAUGGGUUUCUACUUUUUGGCGAAGCAAUAGAGGUCAGUAUCACUGCCCCUCCCGUAUGUGAUAUACCUGGAUGCGUAGUUACGUAUAGGCCUUCACGGUCUCUGAUCAUUCGUGGUGCUUCGUCGUUGUGGGUGGAGUUGAAUUUGAGACACGUGAAAGGAGUGGAGCAGCUCCAAUUCGUUGAUCCUACCACUACUAUUGUUUCUUUUGAAAACCAGCGAAUAUCAAGGGCAAUCAAAAGGAAUUUUGACGGACACAUCGGCUAUAAUGAAAAGCCAGUUUUGGUCUUGUAUUUAAAACGAGCUUGA